Messenger RNA from Paramacrobiotus metropolitanus, 2225 nucleotides. Its product is annotated as soluble guanylate cyclase 88E-like. Gene Ontology annotation, biological process: cGMP biosynthetic process; nitric oxide-cGMP-mediated signaling; response to oxygen levels. The record is from RefSeq and is a predicted model, not a curated record. Bases 96 to 1952 code for a protein of 618 amino acids. Gene Ontology annotation, cellular component: guanylate cyclase complex, soluble. The transcript is spliced from 10 exons. Gene Ontology annotation, molecular function: heme binding; guanylate cyclase activity; oxygen sensor activity. Lineage: Eukaryota; Metazoa; Tardigrada; Eutardigrada; Parachela; Macrobiotidae.
AAAGCCAGACACCGCAGCGGUUGACAAGUGUUCCCACAUUUUAGUCUCUUUCCGCGCGCCGAGUUGUCUGCUCCCCUUUAAACCAUCUAACCACCAUGUACGGUAUUCUCUUAGAAAGCAUUGUGACCUUUAUAAAGAAAGUCUAUAGUGAAGAGAAAUGGGAGCUGAUCCGCAAGAGCGCUCGUGUCGACCAGGAGAACUUCAGCGCUCACCAAGUGUACGCGGAAACGAUCAUCCCGCGCAUUGUCGACGCUUGCAACAAACAUCUGGGUUUGCCGAAGGAGGACAUCCUGAUCUCCUUUGGGAAGACGUACGUGGACUUUAUCUCGCACUAUGGCUACGAUAAGAUUCUGAAAGUGGUGGGACGCAACUUCCGGGAUUUCCUCAAUGGACUGGACAACAUCCAUGAGUACCUGCGCUUCUCCUAUCCCAAACUGAAACCACCCAGCUUUUUCUGUGAGCAGGAAAGUCGGCAGGGUCUGGUACUGCAUUAUCGCAGUCGGCGCCGUUAUGAUGGUUUCACUUACUACGUCAUGGGAAUUGUCAAAUCCGUCGGGAGGACUUUCUACAAACAGGAUAUAUCUGUCAGCAUUAUAAAGCAGGAAACUACCGGCAACAUGGUACAUGUCACCUAUCAGCUUAGCUUUGACAAUUCGGCGUAUUUCGCGGAAGAGGCGAAAACGGAGAACACCCAGAACCUUCCAUUGCGAAUGGAUGUGUUUUACGAUCUUUUCCCGUUCCAUAUUUUGUUUGAUCGGGAGAUGAUUAUUCGCAGCAUUGGCAAGAGUCUGCGAGCGACGGUUGACGAGAUCUGUGGUUACGAUGUUACCCAAGUGUUUUCACUCAAGAAACCAUUGGUAGAUUUCUCUUGGGAUGCGGUUAUUGGCCGAACCAACACGAUGUUCGAACUGGCGACCAUUGAUCCCAUUCGUGGUCGGGAAGAGACCGGCGAAGAGGACGAAUCUUAUACAUGGACGGAUACAAACGGCAAGAAACGUACGUCAGUCGUGUCCAUCUCGCAAGACGACGAUUCUGGGACGUUCUUACGCCUCAAAGGUCAAAUGUUGUAUGUCCGGGAAUGGGAAUCAAUAUUAUUUUUGGGAACGGCAGUGCUGCAAGAUCUGGAUGCGCUGAGCCAAACUGGAUUGUAUCUAAACGAUCUAAGUAUGCAUGACAACAGUCGCGACUUAGUGCUUGCGGGCGCCCAACAGGGUGUGGAAAUGAAACUGAUUCUAAAGCAGGAACAAUCGCGCACGAAACAGCUGGAUGAUACACUGCGUCAGCUGGAAUCCGAGCGGCAUCGCAGCAAAGAACUGAUGUACAAAAUGCUACCUAAACCCCUGGCGAACGCUCUAAUGGCCCGUAGCGAAAACAAAGAUGUCGAACUGACUCCGAAUGAUGUUGUUGACUUGGCCCAACAGGCCACCCUGUUCGUUUGCGCCGUCCAAUUGGUGGACCUUGGUCAACAGGCUGCUGACUCACCACAAUCGGACAAUCUGCAGCAGCUGAUCCAACUGCAGCGCCAGAUGGAAAUGUUCGCCGAACGAUUCGGCUACUACAAGAUCGAGACUUCUCGCAAUCAUUUCAUGGCAGCCAGUGGAAUCCCAACCGGCACGGAAGUGACCGAAGAGAACGCCUGCUUCUUAGCCAAGAAAGUUUACCGCUUUGCUGCCGGAUUGUCCCGGCUUCGCGUCAGCAUGGCGGUAUGCACCGGACCGACUGUGUACGCCGUUAUUGGGUCGCGGUUUCCGCGGCUUUGCUUGUUCGGUCAAACUGUCGCCACCGCAACGCAAAUGAUCGAGCUAUGCAAGCCAACAGAAAAUCAACCUCAAAUUCUGGUAUCGGAAUCAACACGGGCUAAAUUACCCAAAGACAGCGGGCAUAAGUUUACAGCAGGGCCUCCGGUGUCCGGAAAGGAUAAGGACAUCAAAACCUACGUCUUGCAACAAUAAUCAACGAGCUCUUAAUUAUGGAUUUGGAUAUUUAAAUAUCAUUGUUUAAUGUUAGUGUAUUGUGUGUUGUGAAUUACCAUUGUGCAAUCCGCGAGUGGAUUACUACGGCAACACCUACAGUUUGUACUGUAGUGAAAUUAACGGUAGUGGGUAUAACCAGCCCACUUUUAUGCCCUACUUCUGCGUUUGAAUGUUGAUAUUUAUUGCGGUGCGUGAUUUUAAAUAUAGAUAUUAUGCGAGUACCUAUGCAAAUAUCGACUACUGAUGCGUCAC